This is a messenger RNA of Fomitopsis serialis, 1155 nucleotides long. RefSeq lists its product as uncharacterized. The transcript has 2 exons. The coding region runs from base 1 to 1155 and encodes 384 amino acids. Lineage: Eukaryota; Fungi; Basidiomycota; Agaricomycetes; Polyporales; Fomitopsidaceae. The record is from RefSeq and is a predicted model, not a curated record.
AUGUCCGAGCCGCCUCCCUCUGUCCCCGCAUCCUCCUCCUCCUCCCCCUCCCCGCCGCCCUCCCCCGGCAACCAUCACCACCAUCGCGCGCAUCCGCCUCUCCAACACAUCGCGACCCUCCUCCCGCACCCGCCACAUCCACACCUCCCGCACCAUCACCUCCACCACUCGAUGUACUCCCCGAGUUCGCGCGCCGCGGACAUCUCGCGCCUCCUGGAUCCCGCCUACGCGAGCGGGUCCUCGUCCUCCGACUCCUCCACGCGAACCCGCGUCUCCGGCUGGACGAGCCCCGCGUAUCGCGCCACGCUCCCCCUCGACGUGAAACACACCCAGACGCGCGCGUACGUCGACCACCAAGGCGACCUCCACGACCCCGACUAUCGCGACUUCCCCGUCCUCACUCCCACACGCCGCACGCGCUCCCACAACACGCGCCACCCCAGCGGCGGCGGCGUCACGGCGCGUCGCUCACGCAGCGCGAGCCGGCCACGUUACUCGCCCUCGUACGCGCUCCCGCGCCCGGAGUGGGAACGCGAUUGGACAGCGGAACUUGACGAUGACACAGAUGAGGAGGAGGUCGAGGAGACGGACGCCGAGUCGCAGAGCCACUAUUCGCCCUUCGCGAGCGCGUCGCGCGCGUCCCCUCGGCGCGCUGUUACAAUCCACACUACCCAGCCUUACCGUGACACCGCAUACGCGACGCCCUACUCGGAUUACUACGCGGACCCACAACCCCUCCCAUUCGCAACAUCGCCGUCAGGCUCUCGCGAGUCCCCGAUCACUGAGUCGCCCCUGGAAGACUCGCCGUUUGAUGAAGAUGAGUUCGACGCGUCGGAAGAGCGCAAGGGCAAGAGUAAUGGACAUGGCUCUGUCCUGCGAAAGAGACGCGCGACCGACUCGAAGGAAGACGUUGUCACCGAGGACAUGGACGUCAGCGCGGACGCUGCAGCCGAUGCUGAUAUAGGGGAGGAGAGGCCACUACGCAAGACGCGAUUCACCUUUGCGGGUGAGCAGGGAGACGACGUACCAACCUGUUCAGCCAGCCUGCGGCAACAAUGGGCAGCGGUGUCGCUGCGCAUACGUUUCGGGCUCUUCCACGCCCGGCGGCGACUUAGCUUCCGGAGCAGGCGAUACUCUACCUCGGACGCGUCGUGA